AACUGGGGGUUAACAAGAAAUUUGUCCAAGACUAUUUGUUAGAUAACAAGGAUAUUGAAGAAGUCAGUAAGUUAGGGUCUCUUAGAUCUAGGAAGCAAGAAGAAUAUAUCUGGUGGCAAGAGACAAGAUAGUAGCCAGUUUAUAGCAAAUGAGAUGAACUCUGAUCUCAUCUCAAGGAUUAAGAGUGGAGGUCAUCACUUACUCUUGAAUAACAAAUUUGACUUAAUUUCUGAUACCCUAACUUACCAAGACAAGCUGAAUUAUUUAAUCGGAUGUUAUAACAAUGCAAUAUUUAUGGAGAAAUCCAUGAAUUUUGAGGACAAGCAAUAAAGACCGAUAAAGAGCAUAACAUCAUCCUAAGAAGAAGCACAAAUAUCCAAAAUAUUAUGAAAGUCUGGAACAGGUCUCAUUCAACUAUGCCUAAAGGAUACUUAAAAAAUAUGAAAAAUGAAGAAGACAAGAAAACUAAGCCACAACCAUGCAAAAGGAAGAAAUUUUACAGUCUAGAAGCUGUAAAAUAAAUGGAAAAAGAUAGCAAAUUUGAUCACUGACAAUAAUGACGAGAAUUUCCAGAACUUAAUCCGAACCUGAGUCAAGAUGAAAGAGGCCAACCCAAGUUUGAAAUAAAGACCGGCGGAAGACUAGCAGCAAGCGUAGGAAACGUGCAAAGGUACUUAAUCAGAAUGAAAUGGCGAAGAUUGAUAACUUGCUCAAAGGCAAGAAGUCCUUGGUUGUACUAGAUUCUAGCAAGCAUCAAUCUUCUAAGAACAGCUUACGCAUGAACACUUUGACGUUCCUAAACCAGCAGAAAAUUUUUGAAAAGGAAAUGGACACCCCUGCAAGCAAAGAAGGCUCAAAAGGCUCUGAUAGUUGCCUUGAGAAAGAACUCGUGUCCGAAGGAUCCUCCAAGAAUUAUAUCAUUAAGCUCAACCAGAGUACUGAUCUAAAAGGAGAAGUAAUCAAGAUGAAGCAUAAAUAAGCCAAGAAAGCGAUCUAAAAAUGAGCCGAAGCCUCUUAAAUUUAGCAAAUUACAUACAUAUUCUCCAGUGAAAGGAAGGAAGCCAUUAGAGAUAGAUUCUCUUGGUACAACUCCAGAUAAAGAUGAUAACCUCAACGACUACGGCCAAGACCUGUCCCUACCUCCAUCCCUCACCCACGACCAAAUCUCCAACCCCCCAAACAACCCUCUAUCUCACUCCAAACAACUUCACACCCACGCUACUUUCCUCUCUACAUCCGGAUCCUAUCUUCGCUGAAGCCCUGGCUGGGCUGGAAGAGUAAAAUUGAAGGAACUGCAAAAGGAACAGAAGGGAAUUGAGACAAGUGAGGUAGAGGGAAUUUUUAAGACGAGCGAUGACCAUAUCUCAAAGAGAAAUGUGAUGAUUAAGAAGUUACUGAAUAAAGAAAUACCAAGAUGUAAGAAGAGGAGAUACUCGAAGAUACAUCCAAAGAAACUUUUAAUUUCACCUUCUACAAGCUCUUGCCUGGAAACUAUUAAGGACCGAAGAGAAUAUUUAGUUAAAAAUAUACACAGAUUCAUGUCGAACAAGGAAGUUUGCUUCUACUGUAAAGAAAUCAGUUGAUUAUGUGAAAAAAGACAAAAAAUUACAAAGCCCAUCCCCCUCCGCAACACCUCAAAAACCCUCUCUUCCAUCUACUCCCCAAUCCCCUAACCUAAAAUCCCUAAAAAAUCCAAAUUCCUUCAAU
Moneuplotes crassus is the source of this 1707-nucleotide messenger RNA. The record is from the annotation of a GenBank genome assembly. Lineage: Eukaryota; Ciliophora; Spirotrichea; Euplotida; Euplotidae.